AGAGACUUCCCGAGGGAAGCGAGCGGUGAUCGCCAUCGCCUUGAUUACUGCUGUGCUGGGACUUCCCUUGUGGUGGAAAACUACUGAGACGUACCGCGCCUCGCUGCCCUAUUCCGAGAUCAGAGGGCUGGAAACCUUACAGCUCCAGCUGACUGUGCCAGUUGAAAUAAUAUUUGGGAAAGCAAUACUGACAGCAGAGCAACAAAGAAGAAUUCCCUCAACAUGGUCACAGGAGACCAAGACUGUAAUAAAUGAUCAGACAAGUAUUACCCGUCAUUAUGAGUUCAAGUAUAGAAGGACAAGCAAUGAAGAGGAGGAAGCACUUGGUCUCCAGAGUUUGAAAGAUGCUGAUAAUGCUCUCCAGAAGCUAGGUGAAACGGCACAAGGUUCUAUUACUAUCUUCAUUUUACAAGAAUCUUCCAUUCUUCUACCUAAGGGCAUCAGUGUUUAUAUUGGAAAGCAUCGCAGAGCACUAGUCAAGUGUACCUUGAGUCCAUCCUUGAGUUCUGAAGACAUUCUCAACACCGUCUACAAGAAAGUAGAGCAUGUCAUUCAAACCAUGUCAUUUACAGAUGAAACUGUCACUGCAGCGUUGUCUGAUAGGAUUCCCACUGGCAAGUUCAGCAAAGAAGACUUUGAAAAUAGCAGGCGUGCAUUUAAGUCGAGCGCAGGUUAUGAAAUUACAUUCAGCUUGCUCAAUCCAGAUCCUAAAUCCCAUGACCUGAGUUGGAACAUAAGCUCAGCUUCAGACCAGUUUAUUCAGCCAUUUUUAGACAAGCUGCAGAACGUGGCUAACUUCUCUGUGGAUUCUCAGACUUUAUAUUAUGCCAUGCUCGGGGUCACACCUCGCUUUGAGAAAACAACAUCAAGCUAUAUACUGAACUUGCACAACCUACCUCAUGUCAUUAACCCAGUGGAGGCUCGGCUGGGCUCCAGUGCUGCCUCACUCUACCCAGUGCUGAACUUCUUGCUAUAUAUUCCAGAGUAUUCCCACUCUCCUCUUUACAUCCAGGAUAAAGAUGGAAGCAGAAUUCCUACAAAUGCAUUUCAUAGUCCCCGCUGGGGAGGGAUCAUGAUAUAUAAUGUUGAUUAUGGAAACGCUGGAGAGCUGCAGUUCCCAGUACACAUUGAUAUUGACAUGGUGCGAGUGAUGGAAGUUUUCCUGACACAACUGCGAUUACUAUUGGGUAUCACAAAGGCCACUGUGCCUGAGAACUACCAGCUUGAAAGCCCAGGAAACGAGGGUCUGACUGACUGGGAACUAGACCGCCUCCUUUGGUCCAGAGUGGUAGAGAAUAUUGCAACAGUGGCAACCACAUUAACCUCUUUGGCUCAGCUGCUUGAUCAGAUCGGCAACAUAGUGAUAAAUGAUAUUGUUGCUUCGGAGGUGUACCAUGCAGUGUCCUCUGUUCAGAUUGCCUUGUCUGAGCUGGAAGCAGGUCACUUGGAGUCGGCAUUUCAAGCAAGCAAGGAGGCAAUCAGCUCUUCUGAGAAGGCAUUUUUUGACCCCUCUCUCCUUCACCUCUUGUACUUUCCAGAUGAUCAAAAAUUUGCCAUUUACAUUCCUUUAUUCUUACCCAUGGCCGUUCCCAUCUUUCUGUCUCUGAUAAAGAUUGCCAAGGAAUACAAGCAAAGCAAAAAGGAGCCCAUGAAAACGGACUGAGGGUUUUACCAUUACUGAAGAUAACUACUUUGACUUGUAGGAAGCAAACACUCUUGCCUGUGUUCAUUCAACAUUAUGGAAAUUGUACCGCUGCCCCUUUUUUAAAGCGGUAGAAUCUCAUGGGCGGUGCUUCAUUUGACUUUUGGUUCAAUUUGGUUUUUCCCUUGCCACUUGCCUCUGCUUGUGAGGAUCAGUGUCAUUGCAUGCUAAUUUAUACUGCAUGGAAUUCACCUGUACCGCCACCAAAGCUGGUACUUGCUUCACAGUCUCUCAUUUACGUUUAAUCCCACAGAGAGGCUUGGAAACGAACAACAGAAUCUCAGGGAACCAAGCCUUGUGCAUUUAUUUAUUAAUUUCCUAGGGAAGAUAAUGAUGGAUUUGUGACAAUGAGUUUGCCUUUGGAUAAAGCCAGAGCCUUAGUUACCCUUAACCUUUCUAACUCCUGUAUUAUAUUUGAAAUGUUUGUAAAUUCUGUAUUCCAUCAACAGAUUUUGUGUGCUGGUAAAUACUUGGCUCUGAGCAGAAUGAUCAAGGUUAUUUAUAACCAGCUCCGCAAACAAGAGCAAACCAGUAGGCCCCACUAACUGGAAUAAAAUGCACUAUUAUGAAUACACAGAGGCACGCAGGCUUGUCCCCCAGAACCUAAAUAAAUGUCAUUUUGUGUGACUGUUAAUAAAUAGGUUAAACGUCC
Xenopus laevis (African clawed frog) is the source of this 2354-nucleotide messenger RNA. RefSeq names its product phosphatidylinositol glycan anchor biosynthesis class S L homeolog (gene pigs.L). Lineage: Eukaryota; Metazoa; Chordata; Amphibia; Anura; Pipidae. Gene Ontology annotation, cellular component: GPI-anchor transamidase complex; endoplasmic reticulum membrane. The record is from RefSeq and is marked provisional. Gene Ontology annotation, biological process: GPI anchor biosynthetic process; attachment of GPI anchor to protein.